Pomacea canaliculata is the source of this 3405-nucleotide messenger RNA. RefSeq lists its product as uncharacterized. Bases 1042 to 1995 code for a protein of 317 amino acids. The transcript is spliced from 13 exons. Lineage: Eukaryota; Metazoa; Mollusca; Gastropoda; Architaenioglossa; Ampullariidae. Gene Ontology annotation, biological process: cell-cell adhesion. The record is from RefSeq and is a predicted model, not a curated record. Gene Ontology annotation, cellular component: plasma membrane.
AGAGUUGUGUUCCAUAAGCGUUUGUAUCAAAAUGGAGACCUCCGAAAAUUGCGAUAGUGACUACGAUGUGAUUUAUGUGAAUUCUCCAGUAUAUGAGUCGAUGGUGGAUGCAGGUCUCUCCUACAUGGGGGGAGAUGAUGUUCAGAGCAGACUGUUAUCUGAAAACAGCAACAGCAAAGCAGAGGCAAAACUACCUUUUCUGAAGAUGGUCUUCAUUGUGCCACUUCAAGCUGUAAUCGUCAGGCUGCGUCAUGCCUUAAAUAAUAUUGUUAGCAGCAUUAAUCCAAGUAUUCAUGAACAUUGGCAAUAGCUGCUAAUAGAAAGCUAUUCAACAAACUUAGAACCAGCCCUCUUUUGAGUGAAGAAGAUGGAUUUUUUCUUCAAAGUUUUCAAGAUGAGGAAUUUGAUGAAGUAAAAGACCAACAGUCGUCUCUGAGAAUAGUGGUUAGUUUCUUCCUUGCAUUGGUGCUGGUGCUGAAUACAACAGGGUUUCGUGAUGCCUUGGGCUUCUGGCUUCUUCAAGUAUUUAAAUGCAGCCGCUGCUCUGACAUGUACAGUCUUUAUGCCUUAUUUCUUGAAGAAGGCUUUCAUGAUGCAUAUGGAGUCUCAGACUGAGAAGCUCUUGCAGACAAUACAGAAGUUCUUAGACAUUGCUGCUUCAAGUCUAGACACUGUUUCCAAGAGCAUUCGCUUCAUACAAGAGGCCGAACUUGUGGCUAGAGGAUUUACUUUUGUUGGUAAUGUAGGAUAGCAAGAGUUCUCAGUGAACACCAGAAAUCAUCAUUCAUUGGGCAGUGUCCUGACUUGCGACAGAGAGUGUUCUUAACUGAAAAAGCACAACUUGUUUUGUUUAGACAAUCAUUCAGACAGCUUGUUGAAAGUUGUCCAGUGAAGGUCGAAGUGGCAGGAGUGACCCACUACUGCUCUGAAAUCCCUUUGACACAAUAUCCAGAGAUAAUACAGAUCGAUGCUGAAGACAGUGACGUACUUGCUAGGCUACAGGAAGUAACUGAUGGCUUUUCGAUUGAUAUUUUAAAGUCUAUGUUAGAGCUGAACCGCAUUCAUGCAUCAGAGUUUAUUCGCCGACUUGCUGUAUGCUUCUUGCCAAGGAGCAUGGGGGCACAAGGCAAAAAAGACCUCUUCCUCAUCUGGAACUCGAUGCUGCAGGCAAUGAUCAGUGAGCUUGAAGCUGGUCAGACUGAGUUGAAGUCUCUUUUGGAUGCCCACCGACGAGGACCCUUGUCAUCAGCAUUACAUGAUCCCAAACUUGUGACUCAAAAGCCUGCAAAAUUAUUCAGUCAGUCCAAAGAUACUUACGUUGCUGUUCACAGCCUUGAACUUCACCUUUUGGCUGCACUUAAAAGGGUGCAAAACGUAGGCCAGGCGAUGGAGGCAUGGCUGGAGAAGAUAAACAGCAAAAAUCAGGAGAAAGAGGUUGAAGCAGAAGAUAAGAAGCAGGAAGAGAGCAACAGAAGGGAGUGGAGCAGCAUGCUGUGCUUGGUGAGGUCCGAGUUGAAUGCAUGCAUGGGAUGCUGGGAGGAAGCAACCAGGAGGCUAGAGACUAAAUCUUCAGUCGGCAGCGAAGUCUUACCGGCACCAGCACGAACACCACAGACACUUGCAGAAGCCACCAAUGUCUACAAGGUGAUCAAAGUGUCAGCAGACGACAACCCAAUUAUACUGGAUGAAGUCUUUGAGGGGUUUUCAGAAGAGCAGGAGGCUGGGUUAAAGAGAAACGGCCUGGAUUGGAUGCUGACAGAAGAAGAGGCUGGCCUGAAGCAGCAGCAGAAGAACCUCAAGAUGUGUCUGCUGGAGCUCGACUCCAUAAUCGCCAUGCGCGCUGCCCAGCGCAUGGAGCGGGAGCAGGCGGCCUUGGCCAGGAUGAGCGAACUCAGCCCGACAACGUCUACCAGCUGCAGCAAACUACAUCUGAGUCUUUGGACACCGAUGAGGGCGGAAGAGGAACUGACGUCAACAGCGGCGCAGUGGCCUUGACUCUUGCGGCAGAGCUCAAUGGACAUCACGGGCAGAUCACCGAAGCUACCUGUGACACCAGCACCGCGACGUUGGCUCUUGGGAGCUGCAGCUUUUCUGGGCGCGAGCAAGAAGGUCUUUCACCAGGAACCACGUGUAAUUUAGUCCCUCGCUCAGCUUUGCUUUCGUCUUUUGGAGAAGAGGACUCAGCUGAAAGCGGUGCUGGGCCGGAGGGUAGUCUGGCGACCGGAACGGUCAAGGCAAGCACUGACCAAGAUGAGAUUCCGGACCCUCACAGACCUGACGACCAUUUAGUCGGUGACCUGCCGACAGGCGGCAACGCAGCAGAGUGGAGAGAAGGCAGAGCAGCGGCACCUUGUGGCAGCCAGCUGGAAAGCAUGGCGGAGUACUUUCCCUGCCAGGCGCCCCUUCACCUUUCGCCUCCGGCGUCGCUGCCUUAGUAGCGUCGCGCGCGAAAACUUUGGGGCGGACGGUGGAAACGUUCGGGGACGCUUCGUCAUCAGACGAGACCGACGAGAAAGACAGUGAUUAUAACGAUGGAGACGAGCAAGGCCUUGAAAUCUCGAGGGCAGGCAGUGUGUGGAUUUCUUCUUGUGUCUUGAUUGCUGAAAUCUCUCAGGCUGUCAGUGCUGUCAGCUAGAAGCCGCCCUGAUGCAGGCGGAAGCAUCCUUGAGCUGGAUUUCGUGAGAAUCAGCAACUACGCCCGUAGAGUCUUUCCCUCAGUAGACAUGUUAUAGGUGUGUCAAAGUGCGACUCUGAUCGGUGUUAAGAGUAAAACUGUUGGUGCAAUAAAAUACGAUCAAUAUAUAUAUAUCAGUAUAGGUUGGAAGAAGUAAUAUGUGUGCAUUUUUCUAGCAAACUCUAUGUCCUACUAUCUUUUUUGUUCAUUGCUUCGACUUUAAAAAAUAUUAUUUGUUGAAAAUUUCCCUAGUUUCGAUAAUUUAUGAGUCCAUGCUUAGACCAUUUACUGUUUUUAAUAAACUGAAGUAAGUACCCGGAAUAUGAGUAUGCCUAUGGUAAAAGAUACAAAAUGAAAUUUCGUCUGUUUUAAAUGAUCACUUUGAGAUGUUUCUGUUUAGUGCAUCUUCUUGUCCGUGCACCAUAGUGUUUCAUGAUGUUGUUAAUAUGUUGCGCUCUUUUGUGUGUGUGUGUGUGUGUGAAAUGGAGCUAAUAAUAAUUUCGUUGAUGCGUUGGGAAGAAAGCCUUCCGUCCUAUGCCGAGUUCCUUGUAGCCGGGUUCACGACUGGAAUCUCAUUAACGAGAGCUUGCCCAGGGCCGUGCGCAAGAGAGUGAGUGCAUCCACUAAGGAAUUCGUGCAUGUGUUUCUCUCGCAGUCUCGAUCGCUGAUCUCAAGGUAAACAGAUUUACAGGUGGACUUGACCUGUUCCUUAGUCGAAAACGAAAAGCUUU